Messenger RNA from Phyllostomus discolor (pale spear-nosed bat), 598 nucleotides. Its product is annotated as interferon-induced transmembrane protein 1-like. The transcript is spliced from 2 exons. Gene Ontology annotation, biological process: response to interferon-alpha; host-mediated suppression of symbiont invasion; response to type II interferon. The record is from RefSeq and is a predicted model, not a curated record. Gene Ontology annotation, cellular component: plasma membrane. Bases 106 to 465 code for a protein of 119 amino acids. Lineage: Eukaryota; Metazoa; Chordata; Mammalia; Chiroptera; Phyllostomidae.
AUCUAAAACCACCUGCUCUGGGCUCUGCUUCAGGAAGCUUCCAGCUUCUUCACCUGAGACCUCACCGGCUCCCCAGAUCCAGAGAUUAUCAAGAGGGACCAGGAGAUGGCGAACUGGGGGACUCGCCAGGGCCCACCACCCGUGGUGUCCACCGUGGUCAACAUUCAGACUGAGACCACCGUGCCCGAUCACAUCAUCUGGUCCAUGUUCAACACGCUCUACUUCAACGUCUGCUGCCUGGGCUUCAUAGCCUUCGCCUACUCCGUGAAGGCCAGGGACCGGAAGAUGGUGGGCGACGUGAUUGGGGCCCGGGAGUACGCGUCCACCGCCAAGUGCCUGAACAUCGUGGCCCUGGUCCUGGGCAUCCUUGUGAUCGUAGUGGGCAUUGUUUGUCUGGUGGUGGUGUUGCCGGCAGCCUAUCAUGCAAUGGUGCAGAGCACGCAGCGCUUCGGCGGAGGUGCCUAGGUGCUGCCCGUGGCCGGGGCACCACGUCCUCCCCACCCCUCCCGGCCCUGCCCCCGCCGCCCACCCCUCCACACAGCGCUGUGCACGGACAAAGCUGUCCCCACUGAACCCAAUAAAGUGCCCUUGGAUGUGA